Messenger RNA from Hibiscus syriacus, 832 nucleotides. RefSeq lists its product as uncharacterized. Lineage: Eukaryota; Viridiplantae; Streptophyta; Magnoliopsida; Malvales; Malvaceae. The record is from RefSeq and is a predicted model, not a curated record. Bases 88 to 813 code for a protein of 241 amino acids. The transcript has 3 exons.
UUUACAUAUUGUAAAUAUUUGAAUUCCAUCUUUCUCCAUGGUGUAAAGCUUUGAAGGGUCUACCGAAGAAGAAGAAAAAAAAAAGAGAUGAGAACACUUCAUCAAUGGCUGAAACUUGCCACCACCUGCUGCAUAAACUGCUUCAUUUUCAUUGCCUUUGCUUCUCCUUCACUUGCAGACUGUACCUUGAAUUUCACUUCAUACCCUUACUUACCAAGUGGUGACUGCAGUGGUGACAAUAGGAAAGUUAUCUUGUGGGGCAUGAUAUCUUCACACCUUUGCUGUCGAAACGCCCUAAAUACCUUCGCUCAAGCUCUUGCAGUUCAAGCUAAUAAAACUCCAUACGGUACCAUCUUCAUUGGACAAGAUUCAUGGAAACAAUGCAGUUCUCCGUUUCCAACACAACAAUUGGUUUCCAUAGAAUCUUGUGGAUUCGGCAAUUUUUAUUCGGGCAGUUCCAAGUGUACAAAUUUAUCUCUGUCACAAUUUCAAGGGAGUCCACUUUACUUGGAAGCAGUAAAGUUAUGUUCUAACUUGAGUUCUUCAUUUCAAAGCUCCUGCAGAAACUGCACUGAUGCCAUAGCAAGGGUGGCUGAGUUUCAAUUGCAACUACUACAAAAGAAGACUCAUAGUAAUGAAAGAACGUUGUGUAAUCUAGCCGCUGUUCUUUCGGUUUCUGCUGCAAAUAACACUGAUAGCUCUUUUGGUGCAAACUUGUUUAGCUGUAUGUCUUCUUUAGAUGUUUUUGAUCCAGGCUACAUCAAAGUCAAAAGUAAGUUGAAUUGCUUAUCACCAUCUCUUGCUGCUGUUUGAGUCAAGGAUUUAAAUUGUG